AUGAGUUCUUCCAAAAAGCGAAAAAAUGUCAAGCAAGUCAGUGGCAGCGGCUUAGCGAUACUGAAGCAUAUAGUCGAGGAACCAUAUUUUAGCACUGGACAUCUGGUGGAGAAAAGGUCUCAAUCCUUAAGCAAGAUAAGACUCGAGCAGCACACGAAAAUAUUUGCCUCGAUGUGUCCCGACGAAAUUUUGGAUCACUACGACGACUAUACCACCAGGAUGUAUUAUACAACUCUGAUGCUGGGUGACGUUUCUGGUUUCACAGACCUCACAGAGAGAUACACAAUGGCCGGUAAGGGUGGCCCGUCAAAACUUACGGAAACGUUGAACAGUUACAUAGGAGCAAUGGUGCAGGAAAUUUUGUCCCACAAAGGAGACGUCCUUAAGUUUUCAGGCGACGCCUUUAUAGUCAUGUGGAAACUGGAGGAUGGCGACGUAAUGCGAGACGUCGCUAUCGAGGCUAUGCACACUGCAUGUAUCAUACAGAAGCAUUUUGGCACAUUUGAUACGGACGUUGGCGUCACUUUGAAAGUGAAGCUUGCCAUAGCGUCUGGGAAGACGUAUUUCACGUCUAUUGGAAAUCCUGAAAAAGUGUCUCAUUACAUAAUAACUGGGAAGCCAGUUUGGGACGUUAAAUAUGCAGAAGGUCUCUGUCGAGGUGGCGACAUUCUUGUUGCUCCCAGUUCCUGGCAGUGGGCCAAUCCAAAUGAAUUCGUUCACGAGGUUCUUCCUGAUGGGAUACACACUCUCAUUUUAUCAUCCACCAUUGUCUGGGAACAGACAAAAGACGGUUACAAAACUGACGAUCCGGACGAUGACGACCUCAUUGGUAAAAGUGCUACUCUGUUUUCGAGUUUUGCCACCGACCGUGUACCGGAACCGGAAGCUGUAUCGGUACUCAUGAAUCUUACUGGUGAUGCACUUGCGCGAUAUCAACAUAGACAAGUGGAUUAUAGCUUGCGACCAAAAAUUAAUAAAGUCGCCAAGGAGCACUUGAAAGAGAAAUUGAUAAGUUAUAUGCUGAGGCCUGUGAUAAAGGCUGUUGAAAUGGAUGAACCUAUAGAAUACCUUACUGAAAUGCGACAAGUUGUCAUCCUGUUCAUCAAUGUUAUUACUACUGUCGUUGGCAAGAGGAGAUUGAUCUCUAUAGUCAAUCUGGCUUACAAUAAUAUUUUUCAAAUAGUUGACAGCAUGCAGGGCUGUGUCAAUAAGACCAAUCUCUUUGACAAGGAUCUUCUUUUCCUUUGCAUCUUUGGACUGCGCGGCAACACUCAUGAAUUGGAGUCGCAAAUCGGACUGCGAUGCGCUGCCAAAGUGCGGGAAACUUUGGCAGCGCAACGACAUGUCAAGUCAGUGACAAUUGGCGUGACAACUGGAAUGACGUAUUGCGGAGUAGUAGGUCACAUUCUUCGCAGAGAAUACACAGUCAUUGGCAUGCCCGUUAAUAAAGCUGCGCGAUUAAUGUGCGCUUACAGUAAUAAGGUCGUCUGCGAUCGUGACAGUUUCUUAAGGUCACAUUUGGACAACCGGCAUUUUGUUCUACAGGAACCAAAAAAGUUGAAGGGUAUUACAAAUACUGGACCGAUUUAUGAAUUUUUUGAGCAGACGAACGUUCAGGGCCAGGAUGAAAUGUCUAUGAAAUAUCCAAUUCUGGGACGUGAUAAUGAACUUGGAAUUUUUCAAAACAUGUUAGAACAGUUUUUGAACACCCAGCAUUCUGCUGAGCCAAAAGCCGAAGUGGCCACGCCAAUAAAAAAUAUCCUUAUUAUAAAAAGUGAACCACGAAUGGGAAAAAGCAGAUUGCUCGAUGAAUUUGUUUAUUGUCUUGCUGGUAAAAUUCCUUACAAUCGUAUAUUCCUGAUGUCUCGAGACAGUGAGAUUCCAUUAACUCUGAUUAAUUUGAUCUUCUCUGUACCACUGGGAUUUACAACAUCUUCAACAGUCAAAGAACGUGAAACGAAAAUUCUCUCUUAUUUAGGAAAUAAGAAAUAUACAAAGUGGCUCUGUGCACUCAAUGAGAUUUUCAAUAUGAAUUUCCAAAUCAGCAAGGAGUAUCAAGGGAUGCAGGAAACAGAGAAACAGUCGCUCUUUUCCAAAUUACUAAUUAAACUUAUGCGUAAGAGCUUCAAUAGCUUUUGGAUUGUUCUUGUCGACGAUGCUGAAUUUUGUGAUAAGGCAUCAUUCCCAUUUUUGGCAACCAUCGUUCAGCAAAAUUUGAUUUUCUUUGUAUUUGCACAUCGACACAAAUUUUCAUUUGAAUCUGCGUUGACCGAUAAUAUACUUGACAGGACUGAGACCAUCAAUCUAACGGGUGUCGACAAAUGGUUUCAUACUGGAUUAGCUUGUCAGUUUAUGAACGUGAUGGGAAUCCCAGCCGAAUUGGAAAAAGUGAUUCAAGAAAAGAGUAUGGGCAGUCCAGGGUGGAUAGAAAGUUAUUUAUUGAGCCUUGUGCAGGUUGGAGGUUUGGUGAUAAAAACAAUAAGUGAAAAGCAUCUACGUAAUACGGCCUUGGUUAUUCCUUCAGUAGAGAUGUUGAAGAGGUCUCUAUCCAAAACUGAUCGACUAUCCUCUUCUCAAUUCGUCAAGGAUCGUCAGGACGAAUGGAGAAUGUAUCGUUCGAGUUACAGGGACAGCACCGUUACCGUUGCGGGAAAAAAAAGUAUCAAUUUAACAAAGAAGGACGAUAACGAUGAUAACCAAAUUGCUAUUUGCAUCAUUUCAAAGAAUUUCAGUUUGGAAGAAGUGGAUACUGAAAUGACAAUGGAUGUAAUGAUACUGAAGACGUUUGACUCGCUGUCACCAUUAGAUCAAGUGCUGCUGAAAUAUGCUGCUGUUUUUGGAGAAACAAUUAAUAGAAAUAUGUUGGAAAAUCUACUCGAAGAAACAUCCCAACAUGAUAUUGCUCUGUUAUGCACCUUUUCGAAAUUCGCGUAUUGGAAUGCGCAAGUGGUCAUUUCGAGGGGGUACCAAAACUUAUUUUCUUCUCACGAAAUAACCGAAGCAUUAAUAGCUCCGACAUGGAGCUUCGUUGCAACUGUACAGUUAUAUUUUUUUUGUCCAGAGGGACUCCAGGAAUUACCAAAAUAUGCAUCCUGCGGUCUCAUGCGUUUUAAGAUGUCGAUGUUUCGCGAAACGACUUAUAGACUUAUGACCGAGAACCAGAAAGUAGAGAUUCACCGUAAAUCUCUGAAGUAUCUGCAGAAUACUACAAGACGCUGCGUUGCCUGUGGAGAAGGUCAUUUUGUCAAACUCCUGGGGCAAAGGUACAUCGAGGAUGAUGCCAAAGAACGAAAAAAGCGUGAAACCUUUAACUACAUGAUAGACAUUGCUGAAAAUCUCGUAGGAAACUCUUCUGCCGGUUUCAAAGAACAAUUACUUUCGAAUGCGUCCCUGCAAGAUGAGAUGAAAUGUGUCAGAGCUUUCAAACCCAUUGAUAAGUGUCCUACUAGAACUUUUUCAAAUUUGGAUUUUACCAACUGUCAGUGUAAUCUAAUAUUAGUCACUGCAUAUACGCAGAUACUGGACCAUUGUCGUGGAGUUGGUCGCAAGGAUAAGGUUCUCACAACAAUUUUAGAAUUCGUCGAAAUCUGUCUAGCUACCUGCAAUGUCCCACAAGCACGAAAAUUACUAAAUGACGGUGAAGUCAUUUUAAGUCAAAUGUUUCAAGACAGCAAUGACGAAUUGAACGUCCUCCCAUUGCUCUCUGGUAAAAUACAAAUUCUCCAAGGUAGAUGCUGCCUGGAGAUCGGCCUCGUCGCCAAGGCAAGCGAGUAUCUGAAUCAGGCAAUAAAAACACUUGGAUACUCAUUCCCAAAGACAGCCGCCAUGUCUAGAAUAAAAUCUGCCAUGUUGUUAAAGCAACAGCGAUUAAUGUUUGGUUGCUUAAGACAAUGUACAGUCGGUGUACUUGAUGGGGAUGCUGCUGACUUCACAGAUCAACUGGCUAAUUGUUUAGCCCAGAUGUACAUACUCUUUAAGAUCAAAGGCCAAUUCGAACAUGCACAACUGGCUGCUAUUUGGGGUUUGAACGCAGCAUUAAAAAGUAAUAGAGAUUUCUUUGUUCUCUGCACAGCUUACGUCAAUAUGAUGAUAACAGCACACAGGCAUCAGUACAGAAGCAUCGUUCUUGCUCUGGAGGAUAACGCUAUUAAUGUUUGUUGUCGCAAAAAGGACACAGUCGAGCUGCAGGAGUUGAACGCGGUAGCAGAAUUAUACGUCAGAAUCUUCUUCUCAAGAUGGCUGCGUGGUGACUCAAGAAAAGCAACAAGCUUGGGCUUUGUUACUUUUAGAAUUUGCAAUACGAUUCGUGCAAUUAGUUUGGAGUUAUCGAUACUACCUAGGCUCAUUCAUUUGUUAAUAAUUGCACGUCGCCACGACGAAGCCGUUUCUAUGAUGCGUGGAUUAGAAUUUAAUUGUAACGACGAUGUCGACAAAUCUGGACGCACUUGGUAUUACGCACUUUGUGUGGAUAUUCAAUUGGAAACUGGAUUAACUAUACUACCAUACCGGAAAUGUGAACAGUAUUAUCAGGAACAAGGUCAAACCAUGAUAAAUCUACGUGAUCCUGAAUCAGAGAAGAGAUACUUCACAUGCAUGUGGCUCUGGUGCAUCAGAACGGAACACUUAGAAGCAGCGAUUGUUUGGAAAACUGAAAUGAUCAAUGCGUGUAACGUUGCGAGUGAAUUUUCAAUAGCAACGUCUUUCACGGCUACGAAGAGAUUGGAAGGAUUAAUUAUAUCCUAUGUGCAUAAGAUCAAUAGCAGGAACAUAAAAGCCAUAGGUCAUUUGAUAGUUGAAAUCAAGAAGCAAUUUAAGGUCAUUAAUAAAAUUAUAAAGGUGAUCAAAAUUAUAUAUCCCAGAUAUAACCUACUGAAAGCAUACUAUCACAUGGUGCAUUCUCGAAAAAAAUUAGGUAUGAAAUAUUUACAACGAUCUAAGACAUUAGCUAUUAAAAUGGAGAAUAUUAUGAUAUAUGAGUGGGCUUCUCACUGUGAAAAGGUAUGGACUGGUGCGAUAAAUUCUAUUCAAUGUGACAUGUGGAAAGAAAAUGUUACAAAAGAAAAAAUUGUCGGCUGGCACGAGAUUGAUACGAGAUCAAAUGUUGUCCCAUAUUCUCUGCCAUUGCCCAAAUUUUCUCACUGA
Cephus cinctus (wheat stem sawfly) is the source of this 5142-nucleotide messenger RNA. Its product is annotated as adenylate cyclase type 10. Gene Ontology annotation, cellular component: cytoplasm. The transcript has 30 exons. The record is from RefSeq and is a predicted model, not a curated record. Gene Ontology annotation, biological process: cyclic nucleotide biosynthetic process; intracellular signal transduction. Gene Ontology annotation, molecular function: adenylate cyclase activity. Lineage: Eukaryota; Metazoa; Arthropoda; Insecta; Hymenoptera; Cephidae. The coding region runs from base 1 to 5142 and encodes 1713 amino acids.